Molecule: messenger RNA, 4797 nt
Organism: Varanus komodoensis (Komodo dragon)
Lineage: Eukaryota; Metazoa; Chordata; Lepidosauria; Squamata; Varanidae
Gene: ARHGAP29
Product: Rho GTPase activating protein 29
Exons: 24
Coding region: 286-4383 (1365 amino acids)
Biological process (GO): signal transduction; activation of GTPase activity
Cellular component (GO): cytoplasm
Molecular function (GO): GTPase activator activity
Source: RefSeq, a predicted model, not a curated record
GCGGUGUUGGCCGCUGGAGCAGUUCGCUGCGCGAGUUGAAGCGGGGAAGGGAAGGAAGGAAGGGAAGGGGAGGGUUCGAUGGGCGGAGGGAAUGUGGCGGCGAUCGCUGCUCGUCGCGUCCGGCGAUUCGGCGCCGCCGACCGCGUCCUCGCGCCGGCUGUGAGGCUGUCCGCUCCCCCGCUCUCCUCCUCCUCCUCACUCGCGGGACAUUUUUGCUUGGCAGAUGGACUCUAAGUAACACUAAAUGUUAACUCUGGAAGUUUCAUAAGCGCUGCAGUGGCUGGGAUGUUGCGACAGAACGGUGGCGGCAACAAGCGUGGUUUAGGAUUAACCAAACUGUCUACCUCCAAUUUCUUCACCAUCUCUAAUUCAGGAAACUGGGGGAUGGGGCGCAGCACGAAGAGCAGUUCCCUAAGCAGCAUUAGCUCCAGCUCUGACUGCUAUGACAGCACUGUUGUGGAUCCAGAGUACAUCAUGCAGUUGGUGAACGAUGUCAGGAAAUUUGCAGAUGUUCUGCUUUUCUUGAAAGAAGCCAUUCUUUCAGAAGAAAAUCAAGGUUGUCUGCAUCAUGUUGUUCAUGAGCGUUUGGGUGAACUACUACGUGUGCUAAAGGCCAUAAUUAGCAAACACCAGAGUCUCAAUUCAGUUGACAUCCUAAGUGCCGCAGGAACAGUUAUUGCAAAAGUGAAAGCUGUGAACUUCAAAGAAGUAAAUGAAGAAAAUAAGCGAGAAGUAUUAAGUGAAAUAUUCUCUUCUAUUGAUACAUUGGCAUUCACCUUUGGCAACAUCGUUUCAGACUUCCUUAUGGGAGAUGUGGACAAUAGCUCAACACUGGGUCUUCCUGUAUCUCGGCAAAGUCAGUCUUUUGAAAACCUUUCUGUGGAUUCUGGGGGAUCACUGCAUGAAAAGGACGAACAAGGAACAGGGCAUCUCAGAGCUGAAGAAAUUGAUAGUGUUCUCCUAAGAAAUGAUAAUGGCAUUGAAUUGGCUCUAUCCUACGCUAAAGCAUGGUCAAAAUAUACGAAGGACAUAGUUGCAUGGGUAGAAAAAAAGCUUAACUUGGAAAUGGAGUGUGCUAAAAGCCUGGCAAAAAUAGCAGAAACAACUAAGGCUGUUGUUGGAUCCCAGGAUUACAUGCCAUUCCAGUCAAUAUUCGUAAAUGCAUUCCAGAAUGACAUAGAGAGCAGUCAUCUGUGGCAACAAACAGCAGCAGCUCUCCAAAGUAAUAAAUUUGUUCAGCCACUCCUUGGAAGAAAAAGUGAAUUGGAUAAACAAAGGAAGGAGAUAAAGGAUCUUUGGCAACGAGAACAAAAGAAAAUGCAAGAACUGGAAUCAACUGCUAAAAAGGCAAAGAUAUUAUAUAUUCAACGGCAAGAUGAAUAUGAAAAAGCAAAAUCAUCAACUGUUCGUGCUGAGGAGGACCAUCUGACUUCUAAUGGGAGUAUUAAUAAAGAUGUUAGCAAACUAGAGAAGAAACGAAAACUGGAAGAGGAGGCUCUGCAAAAAGCUGAAGAAGCCAAUGAACAUUUCAAAGCCAGCAUGGCUGAUGUUGAAGAAAAGCGAAAUGAUCUAGAAAAUUUCAAAAGUGAUAUCCUAACACAGCUGCGGGAACUUGUUUAUCAGUGUGAUCUCACACUUAAAGCUGCAACAGUUAACCUGUUCCAGAUGCAACAUGCCCAGGUUGUAUCACUACCAGUUAACUGUCAGUCCCUCUGUGAGAGUGCCAAGCUGUAUGAUCCAGGCCAGAAGUUCUCUGAAUUUGUGAAGACUUUGCCAAAAGAUGAUGUUCCCAUUGAAUCUGGUUCCUUUGAAAUGCAGAGCUCCCAGAUUGGAGGGGUUAAUAAACGAUCAAACAAUAUCCAUACAUCACAAGGAAACUUAUCUCAGUGUUCAGGAGAAUUUCCUACUCCAUCCCUAGAAGAUAUUGUAAGUCCAUCCUGCCAACGCUCUCAAAAGAUUGGAGAAAAACGGUCUUCAAGCAGCACAGAUAUCUCAGCUGUGCGAGGGCCACCACCAUUCAGAUCCUGGUCAGUUGGUAAUCAAAGUGGAGGAAUGUGCAGUGACUCUGAAAGUGUAGGAGGAAGCAGUGAAUCACGAUCGGUAGACUCUCCAUCUGCAAGCCCAGGUGAUUUUAAAAGACGGCUGCCCCGAACACCCUCUACUGGUACCAUGUCAUCUGCAGAUGAUCUUGAUGAGAGAGAACCACCCUCACCUUCAGACUGUGGUUUAAAUGAUCUAGCAUCUGAAAUUGCCAGUUCACCUGGACCUUUUCGAAACACUCUUCUUUCUAAGGCAGCCCAGACACACAAGCUGCGGAAGCUGAGGGCUCUUUCUAAAUGCAGAGAAUGUGAUAGUCUGGUGGUAUUCCAUGGAGCAGAAUGUGAGGAGUGUUCGCUGGCAUGUCACAAGAAAUGCUUGGAGACUUUAGCUAUUCAGUGCGGGCAUAAAAAGCUUCAUGGAAGACUUCAUCUAUUUGGAGUAGAGUUCAAUCAAGCUGCUAAAAAUACCCCUGAUGGCAUCCCCUUCAUCAUAAAAAAGUGCACAUCUGAAAUUGAAAGCAGGGCCCUGAAUGUAAAGGGCAUAUACCGUGUGAAUGGAGCCAAAUCAAGAGUUGAAAAGCUUUGUCAAGCAUUUGAGAAUGGAAAGGAUUUGGUGGAAUUAUCUGAACUCUAUGCACAUGAUAUAAGUAAUGUCCUUAAGUUAUAUCUCCGUCAGCUCCCUGAACCUUUGAUUUUGUUUCGGCUUUAUAAUGAAUUCAUUGGACUUGCAAAAGAGAGCCAGAAUAUUAAUGAGGAAAUUGAUAAGAAACAGGCAAGCCCCAGAACAAAAAAAAGGCAAUCCGUAUGUAUUGAACUGAACAGGAUCAUUCUUAAAAUCAAAGAUCUACUGAAACUGUUGCCUGCACCCAACUAUAAUACACUCCAGUUUCUUUUAGGACAUCUGCACAGGGUUUCUGAACAAUCUGAUGAAAAUAAGAUGUCUGCCAGCAACCUUGGCAUUAUAUUCGGUCCAACUCUGAUCAGACCACGACAGACAGAUGCUACACUUUCUCUUUCUUCACUUGUGGACUAUCCAUAUCAAGCACGGGUAGUGGAGCUCCUCAUUACAUACUAUGAAAAGAUCUUUGACAUUUCUCUGCAGCCUCUAUCAGUUGCUUCUCACCUGGAAGAAAAUGCGGCUGCUUCUAAAAAUACUUCAUCAACUGAAGAUAGAAAACCUUACCAGCAAAGAAAAACACCGCCUUGUGGCAUGAAGGAAAUUACUGUGAAAGAAAGCAUCCAGUUAGUCCAGAAUGAGAGGAAGGAUUCAGAAAUGGGCACCUCACUUGAUGAACCAGAUAGUAGCAAAGGCACUCAAAGAAAUUGCGAUGCAUCCAUGACAGAAUGGAACUACGAAGAUGGAAUUAAACAGAAACUUGACAGGAGAAAUUCUCCAUCAGAACCUCUUGUUUCCUCAGUUCUGGAAAAUCAUAGCACACCUACAAAAGAACCAGGCAAUAUUUUGGCUCCAGUUUCAGAGCAAGACAAUGACCAAUCUUUCCCUCAAAUCGAAGAUGGCAUUAAAGUCAGUCAGUUAACAAGACCAAAUCGUCAAAUGGCCAAGGUUCAGUUACGCUCUCAAAGGACCAAGCCAGUUGUUCGUCCUGUGAGUUUACCUCUAGGUCAAAUGCUUCCUCCCUGUGUUUUGAAUGAAAGAAACUCCCGAAACGUUAGUAGAAAUCCAGGAGAACUUGGGAAAAGUCCUGUUAUUGAAGACAUUUCUGAGACUCAGUUGCUUCCACCUGUGAAUCCUGGCUGCAGGCUUUCUUGUUACGACACACAAACUCUGAAAAAAACUUGGGACAAGCAAUAUAAACAGUAUGAUAUGACUGCAAGGACGGCAAUGAUUGUGACUAAUAUAUCCCAGGAAAAUAGGACACAAGAGUCUGUAAGCACGUGUGCCUUAACUACAUCUAGCAGUCUUGUUAACAAUUCAGUAAAUGCCAUACUUCCUAAUAAGCCAUAUACGGUACCUGUCAGAGCUUCAAGGACAACAAUAGAAGGUCAUUCCGCAGACUCUAAUCCUCUUGCUGCUUUCAGAACACCAAGAACUUUGCAACCACCACCUGGGACAUUUUAUAAACCACCACCCAACUGUAAGGCCAAACCAAAUGAUGAGUGUGCCACACCCAAACCCUGUACAGCAGUAAUCAAAGAUGACAACCCAAAGGUAGUGGUGAACUCUGGGCUUGCCCAGGGCUCCUUGGGAUCCUCUAGUCAGCAUGUAAAACAACAAAAAGCUGGUUCUGAAACUCUUUCUCCUACAGACUCGAAGCCCACUUACCAGAGAUUAAGGCCAAAGCGGAUGCAAGAAAUGGAGCACAGGGAAGCUCACUUUGUAUAGGUCAAUAAAACCUUCUGGAACUGUAAUGGAACUUUCUGGGGUGGGGGGGUUACUUUUCUAGAGAAUAUCACCUUUGUGCCAUAUUAGAAUUAUUUUUAUAUAUACUUGUACAGAUUUUUUUUAAAAAAAUAUGAGAUGUAAACAAAAGCUGUGAAGAAUAAUGAAGUUUUGUUUUUUAAUUCAUUUUUUUGAGUAUUUAAAAGCAUUCCAAAUAUAAAACCAGUUAAUAGAAGGUCGGAGACCCUAUAAAUCUAAUUUUCUGUUUGAAAUUGUCCUCUUGUUUGUGAAAGCCAACUUAUUUUAUUUGGGUGGAGCAAUAAUAGGAGCCACUUAUUCAGAACAAAUGAUUUACUAAGACUGCAGGGUAUGAAAUAUAGCUACUUAAUUUAAGAAUAAACCAAAGCUUGAAGCAUG